AUGUCGAAAGUAAUUCCUAAACCUGAUAAUUAUAUUGGUAGUGUAGCCUUGGCUUCUUUUGAUCCAUUGGAAGGUACAACGCUACUAUGCCAAUGGGAGCAUAGUUUAGAGAUUACUGGAGGCAUCUUAGAAGAUUAUUUAAGAUUUUGUUUUAGAACUAAUUACAUUCCUCCACAAUCAAAGUCAAAUUCAAGUCCACAACAAGAAACCCCAGCAGCUUUAGAGUUCCAAACAUCAAUAGUUUCAAUUCCAAGUAAUGGACAUCAAUUAGUUACAACAAAAUUCCAAAAUAAUAAACAAAACAAGAUAACAAGUUAUUGCAUGAUCUUCGUAUUAUACAUAAAAAACAUAAUUCACUCAGAUGAAUUAAAUUCGAUGUUAAAUUCAGUAAGUACAGUUGCAGCAGCCCAAGCAAAGGCAAUUAUACAAAAAGGAGAUCCAAUUGAUUACAUCAAUCCUAUUGUUGCAAGAUCAGUACAUCAUAUAAAAGCAUUAUUAGAAUCUCAUAUCGAAAAGACACCACCUAUGCCGCAAAUUCUUCAAACAGAUAUACCAUUCUAUUCAGCAGCCUUAUCCUCCCAUUUUCAAACCCAAAUGACUACGAUUAUUGAAGCAUCUUCAAUUGAAAUCGCGAAACCAAUUUUCGACUUCCUUUCUCACUUCCUUCUUCCAUACCAAUUUGCUCUUUCAUCUCCAAUCAUGCAUAACGAACCUAUACGAGGUCUAUAUUUGCAAUGUGUUCGUAAAUGCAACGAAUUACCAAAAAAUUUACUGUUUCAAUUCGACAGAUCAUGGACGUGGGUUAGAGCCGAUUCCCACAUUGUAUUCCAAUCACCAAAUAUCUACAGACAACAACAGAUUUCAAGGGAAUACAUGAUGUCGAUCACUUUUGAUUCAUCAGCUUCAAAAGAAGAAAUUGAAGCGAGAUUGACCAAAUUCAAGAAGGUUUAUAAGACUGAUUUAGCAACACAUGAAGCGGAGAGAUGGUCCAGUGUGUUUAUAAGGAAAUUGCCUAAUGCAUCGCCCGUUGAACAAGAGUUUCUUUGCAAUACGAUGGUGAGAAACUUGUUGGAGAAAGGAAUGCUGUUGAUUGAAUUAGUUGACCAUUAUUUGAAUGAAACUGGUUUGAAUUUUUUGAGGGCGGAACAAACAACAGAAAUAACUGGUUGUUUGGGAAUUACUGACAAAGACGAACUCGGUGCUAUCACUGCUGUUGCUCAGCUCUAUGACCAGAGAACAUUUAAGAGAAUGAUCACUGCAAAGGACGUGUUGAAAAAACUACUUGCAGUUUAA
Messenger RNA from Trichomonas vaginalis G3, 1293 nucleotides. Its product is annotated as guanine nucleotide exchange c9orf72 family. Gene Ontology annotation, molecular function: guanyl-nucleotide exchange factor activity. The record is from RefSeq and is a predicted model, not a curated record. NCBI's taxonomy places the organism in Eukaryota, Parabasalia, Trichomonadida, Trichomonadidae. The coding region runs from base 1 to 1293 and encodes 430 amino acids. The transcript has a single exon.